Messenger RNA from Amphiprion ocellaris (clown anemonefish), 3777 nucleotides. It is a transcript of the gene lig3, whose product is annotated as ligase III, DNA, ATP-dependent. Gene Ontology annotation, cellular component: DNA ligase III-XRCC1 complex. The transcript has 21 exons. Gene Ontology annotation, molecular function: zinc ion binding; DNA binding; DNA ligase (ATP) activity. Lineage: Eukaryota; Metazoa; Chordata; Actinopteri; Pomacentridae. The record is from RefSeq and is a predicted model, not a curated record. Gene Ontology annotation, biological process: lagging strand elongation; DNA recombination; DNA biosynthetic process. Bases 139 to 3171 code for a protein of 1010 amino acids.
UGUCUUUAUAUGAUAACUGAAUUUACCUUGACGCUGGUGAGCUGUUAGCUAACAACAAUGAAGCGUAGCAGUUUAAACCGUACUACCAGAAUUUACUCAACCUCUAAAAGGUUCUAACUUGCCCACCGUGACAACCUUAUGCAGAAAACUGUUUUUCUACUAGUUCACAAGACUGUCAGUGAAGGUCUCCAACCUCUUACAACACUUGUCAGGUGUCAGCAGCUUUUGAAGGUGUGUAGAGCCUUUUCUGUUUCUUCAUGCUCUACACAUCUACUGUCACUUGUUCAUUCGCUAAAUUUUUCUGGGAAAACCCGUGAUUUUUCCUUGGUAUCCCAUAAACACAGUCUCCUCCGAAGCUCUCCUCCCUGGAUUUCCCUGCACUGGUGUUUCUGUACACAGCCAGAUAUGGCAGAACAGAGGUUCCUCGUGGAAUAUGCCAAGCGUGGUACUGCAGGAUGUAAGAAAUGCAAGGACAAAAUCCAGAAAGGCAUAGUGCGCAUAGGCAAGAUUGUGCCAAACCCUUUCAGUGAGUCUGCAGGGGAGAUGAAAGAGUGGUACCAUGUGAAGUGCAUAUUUGAGAAGCUGGAAAGGGCAAGAGCCACCACAAAGAAGAUCGAGGACAUCACAGAUCUGGAGGGCUGGGAGGAGCUGCAGGAUGAAGACAAGGAGCUCAUCAAUAAACACGUCUCAGACCUGAUGGCCAAAGUUAAUGCGAGUCCAAAGAAGAAGGUCCAGGCCAAGAUGAACACCUCUGGUCAGCUGAUGGCUCCUCCUGCCGACCCGUCCGUCAACGCUCCACGCAAGUUUUCAGGCUUCACCGCUGCGAAGGCUGGUAGCUCCAGCAGCCCCGGACCGUCCUCCUCCUCCUCGGCCAAAAGCAGCCAAGGCAGCGCUCUGUCCACUCGGCUCUGUGACCCUCAGCACAAAGACUGCCUCUUCAGAGAGUUUCGCAAACUCUGCGCUAUGGUGGCUGAAAACAGCAGCUACAACGUGAAGACACAGGUUAUUGAGAAGUUCCUGAAGAAGGGUUCGGUUGGAGAUAAGUUCCAGGGGGAUCUUUACUUGACUGUGAAGCUGCUCCUGCCGGGCGUCGUAAAAAGCGUCUACAACCUCAAUGACAAGCAGAUUGUGAAACUCUUCAGCCGCAUAUUCAGAUGUAACCAGGACGACAUGGUGCGCGAUCUGGAGCAGGGUGACGUGUCUGAGACAGUGAGGAUGUUUUUCGAGGACAGUAAAUCAUUUCCUCCAGCCGCCAAGAGCCUUCUGACCAUCCAAGAAGUAGACGCAUCCCUGACCCGCCUCGCCCAGCUGACAAAGGAGGACGAGCAGCAGACAGAGCUGGAGGACAUCUCCAAAAAAUGCACCAGUAAUGACCUGAAAUGCAUCAUUCGUCUAAUUAAGCACGACUUGAAGAUGAAUGCCGGCGCAAAACACGUCUUGGAUGCUGUGGAUCCAAACGCUUAUGAAGCCUUCAAGGCCUCCCGUAACCUGGGUGAUGUGAUUGAAAGAGUUUUGAGGAAUCAGCAGGAGGCGUCCAAUGGUUCCGGACCCAGAAAACUCCUCACUGUGGAGGCCACGCUUAUGACCCCCGUCCAGCCCAUGUUGGCAGAGGCGUGUAAAUCAGUCGAGUACGCCAUGAAGAAGUGCCCCAACGGGAUGUACUCGGAGAUCAAGUACGAUGGAGAACGCGUGCAGGUCCACAAGAGCGGAGACAUCUUCAACUACUUCAGCCGCAGCCUCAAACCGGUGUUGCCACACAAAGUGGCACAUUUCAAGAACUACAUCCCUCAGGCUUUUCCUGGCGGCCACAGUAUGAUCCUGGAUGCUGAAGUCCUCCUAAUUGACACAAAGACCAGUAAACCCCUGCCCUUUGGGACCCUGGGGGUACACAAGAAAGCAGCCUUUCAAGAUGCCAACGUGUGCCUGUUUGUUUUCGACUGUAUCUACUUCAAUGGUGUGAGUCUCAUGGAGAGGCCUCUGAGUGAACGCAGGAAGUUCCUCCAUGACAACAUGGUUGAAGUCCCCAACAGGAUCCUGUUCUCAGAGAUGAAGCACGUCACUAGGGCAGGAGAUCUGGCUGAGAUGAUAACUCGUGUCAUCAGGGAGGGACUUGAAGGCCUCGUGCUAAAAGACAUAAAGGGCAGCUACGAGCCGGGAAAACGUCACUGGCUGAAAGUCAAGAAGGACUAUCUGAAUGAAGGAGCGAUGGCGGACACGGCUGACCUGGUGGUGCUGGGGGCAUUCUACGGGAAAGGAUCAAACGGGGGCAUCAUGUCCAGCUUCCUGAUGGGCUGCUACGACCCAGACUCCAAGAAAUGGUGCACAGUCACCAAGUGCUCCGGAGGCUACGAUGACGCCAUGUUGGCCAGGCUCCAGAAAGAGCUGGAUGUGAUCAAAAUCAGCAAGGAGCCCAGCAAGAUCCCCGGCUGGUUGAAAAUCAUCAAGAACUAUUAUCCAGAUUUCAUUAUCCGCGAUCCCGAGCAAGCACCCGUCUGGGAGAUCACGGGCGCCGAGUUCUCCAAGUCAGAAAUGCACACCGCUGAUGGCAUCUCCAUCCGCUUUCCCCGCAUGACGCGAAUCCGCGACGACAAGGACUGGAAGAGCGCCACCAACCUGCACCAGCUCAAAGAGCUGUACCGCAUAUCGAAGGAGAACUGCGACUUUAAAGUCACCGCCGGUCCGUCCAACGACGACAAGGGCUCUUCAGGGGGAGACAGCGGAGGAAACUCGCCGUCGUCCUCGUCCCACAGGAGUGCUCCAGCCAAGAAGACGAACAACAGCACCCCACCCAAAGCGAAGGCGGUGAAAUCCCAGCCGCGUACCCCCGCCUCAGAAGCUCCCAGUGCAAAGAAGGCGAAGAAGAGCGAUAGCAUUAACGGCAACGGACAAACCAAAACAAAAGCAACCUCUCAGGUGCUGCAGCCAAGAAACGACAAGACGCUGCUGGACAUCUUCAGCGGAGUGAAGCUCUUCCUGCCCGUCUCGGUGCAGGACUUUGACAAACUGAGGCGGUACUUUGUGGCGUACGACGGGGACCUCGUUCCGGACUACGACGCCGCCUCGGCCACGCACACGCUGGCCGAACCCGACGAGGACAGUCAGGCCCAGAGAGUUUCACCCAGCUGGAUCUGGGAAUGUAUCCGCAAGAGGCGCCUCGUACCUCCCUGCUAAUAAAAGACAGAAAGAAGGAAAACACGUUUCAUACUCUGAGUUUCCUAAUCAUGCCUAUCUGUGUUAAACUACACCGUUUUUCAUUGUCUGUUUCAUUUGGUUGAAUCACUGCGACACCAAACAGUGUCCAUAUUUUCAAUUUCCACGGCUCUCAGGUAAUUUUUAUUUAUCCCCAUUGAGUUUUUUUUGUUCUCCUCACAAACCAGCAGGAGCAGCAUACUUUCACUUUUGAACUUUUUAAUUUGUGGUGAUAGAAGCGUUGUGAAUACUGGUGUAGUCGGCCAAUCUACUGAUGGCAUUUUUGAUGAAAUGAGGUCUCUUCUGUAUUAGUAGAACUUUUGUAACAAAAUCUAGAAAAGUAGUUAAACCCAUUCAGUAAAUCAUGCAGUGCGUUUUACACAUAAAUCGUGGGAUGUACUUGGAAUCGGGUACUCAUCUGGAUCAAGAGAAGGGUUUUUAAUCAGCGCCGGGCACUACCUUUUACUGCCGGAGUGGAACAUUUUGUGACGUAUUAAACGUCAGCUGGUGAACUGAAAACACACUAAUCUGUCUGCCACUGGGAAUAAACAAAAUGCUGACGAAGAUAAUAAAAAUGUCUCACUAACA